AUGGAGACUCCUCCUAACUGCGACCGUUGGUCUGAGCUCCCAGUGGACUUGUUGAGAUGUGUGUUGGAACGUUUGAGUUUUGUAGAUUUCCACCGAGCUAAUAUGGUGUGUUCGAACUGGUACUUGUGCUCCAAGCAAACGUUAGGGCCAAGAUACGGAUCUCCACUGCUGAUAAUGUCUGAAGAAGAGGGUAGUUAUCGUCUGUACAACCCAGAGGAAGAUAGGGUUUACGAGGCAAAAAGUAACUAUCGAUUCCUAGGAAGCUCAGGUAAGUGGUUCCUUGUGGUAGAUUCUAGGUCAGAUCUCUAUAUCAUAAACGUGUUUAGCAAUGAGAAGAUCCGUCUUCCACCUCUAGAGACAGUCAAGAGUUCUCUUUAUAAUAUUGAGCGAUUAGGAGGAGAUAAGGGGUUCGAGUUGUUUAUUGAACAUGCGAAUAUUAUUGUAACUACCAAAGAUCUGAGAGCUGUGUUGUGGGUAGACGAGAAGAAGAGAGACUACGUCGUUGUGUGGGGUUUUGAAGCAUGUCCGUAUCUACGAUUUUGGAAGAAAGGGGAUGUUCAUUACCGUGAGAUUUCAACACGGUUCGAUCUUUGGUUAUAUGGCCUAAAAGAUAUGGUACUCAAAGGUAACAGCCUUUACGUCCGAACGGUUCCGAACAACAUUCAACACCUGGUUUUGUCAGGACAGGAUAGGUUUGAGGUUGUGUCGGAGAUAUAUCGGCCUUUACUGCGUACGGAUGAAUAUGAGAGACUGAUUAGAGAAAAUAAGAUCAUCUCAUUGAUCAAUAACAUUGUUGUUACAACAUCAGGAGAGGUUUUGAUGGUCCAAACAUUAGCUUACGAGUCUAGUAGCUUUGAAAGGAACAGGAUGUUUCAUCUCUACAAGGAGCAGGACACCAAAUUUAUUAAGGUGGAUUCUCUAGGUGAUGAGGCCUUGUUUCUAGAUUUGGGUAUCACCGUGCCUGCUGACCACACCCUUGGUAUUGAGCCAAACUCCAUCUAUUUCACCCGUGAUGACCGUUUCUGUCACAAGAGAGAUUCAUAUAUUGACAUCUGUGUGUACAAUCUUGCAACAAAGACCAUCAAACGCUUCCCUAGUCUCUCUAACUUAAAGCUCAAGGAUGCUCAGUGGUUUCUCCCCUCUUGA
This is a messenger RNA of Eruca vesicaria subsp. sativa (arugula), 1146 nucleotides long. NCBI's taxonomy places the organism in Eukaryota, Viridiplantae, Streptophyta, Magnoliopsida, Brassicales, Brassicaceae. The record is from the annotation of a GenBank genome assembly.